AUGGGUAGGACUCUUACAUAUCCGAAGCGAGAUGCGAACACAGUCCACCGCUACAAGCAUCGAGCAACGUAUGACCUCGAUGCGAUCCAUUCCAUCAUCAAUGCGAGCCAAGUGCUCCAUGUUUCGUUCAGUCCAGGGCCAUCUGACCCCUUUCCCGCCAUCCUGCCCAUGAUUGGCCAAAUGGGCUCAUUUGACUAUCCGUCAGCAGGACUUGAUGAGCCCCUGGAUUGCUAUCUUCAUGGUUAUGUCAGUUCCCGAAUCAUGAAUCUCGCACGAAGCUCCGAAGGAGACGGAUUGCCUAUCUGCAUCGCCGCCAGCAAAGUGGACGGGUUGAUCCUGUCUCUCACACCAAAUUCCCAUAGCUUCAACUAUCGAUCUGCUAUCCUCCAUGGAUAUGCAAAGCUAGUCACGGAUGAAGCAGAGAAGCUCUGGGCUAUGAAGCUUAUUACAAAUUCGAUCGUGCCGGAGCGCUGGGAGAAUACGCGCGUACCGCCCGACAAUGCUGAGAUGUCGUCCACCGUCAUUCUUAAAGUCAAGGUUGUGGAUGGUAGCGGCAAAAUACGGGACGGGGGUGUCUCUGACGAACGCAAGGAUAAAACAAACGAAGAUGUGACCAGCCGGGUUUGGACGGGUGUGGUGCCUGUUUAUGAGGUAUUCGGAGAUCCUGUUCCAAGCCCAGAGAACAAAGUCUCCAAGGUACCAGAUCAUAUCACCACAUAUAUCGCCGGAAUGAACAAGCAGAACCGAGAAUAUGCGGAGAACGCAGUUGGGGUUACGCUUCCAGUGGAGGAACAACAUUGA
Molecule: messenger RNA, 801 nt
Organism: Aspergillus clavatus NRRL 1
Lineage: Eukaryota; Fungi; Ascomycota; Eurotiomycetes; Eurotiales; Aspergillaceae
Product: pyridoxamine 5'-phosphate oxidase family protein
Exons: 2
Coding region: 1-801 (266 amino acids)
Source: RefSeq, a predicted model, not a curated record